Messenger RNA from Anopheles arabiensis, 3956 nucleotides. RefSeq names its product chaoptin-like. Bases 194 to 3877 code for a protein of 1227 amino acids. The transcript has 2 exons. The record is from RefSeq and is a predicted model, not a curated record. Gene Ontology annotation, molecular function: protein binding. Lineage: Eukaryota; Metazoa; Arthropoda; Insecta; Diptera; Culicidae.
CAGAAUCUGUUGCUACAAUGCAGGCUCAAAUUGUCUCAGAGCUCUCAGUUCCGUUCUGAUGCUCGGCUAAGGAGCAUCGUAAAUUGGCCAAAUUAGAAAGUUAGUGUUCUAGAAGUUUUUUUUUUCUCAUUUUAUAGUGUGUGAUAUUAUUAAUUAUUGUUUGCUGUAGGCAGUUUACUAUGAGUGGAUAAGGAUGAAGCUGAAACAAAAGUACGUUGAAAGUAUCUCGGCAGCAUCUGCAGGGCUGCUGGCGUUGGGGCUACUGCUGCUCGCCACCACCGUGUCAGCGGCCCUCCCGGGCCAUCAGUACACCUUCAGCUGCCAUCGACAUGGGCGCGAGUGCAAGCUGUGGAAUCUGUUCCUGGACACACCGGACGAGGUGUCGGAAGCGAUCAUCAACACCGGCGGUGACGGAAGCGGAUCGUUCGUUGAGGUCGAGAUAGCGUACUCAUCUCUCCCGAUCAUCCCGCCGUCACUGUUCGCCGACAACGAGAAUGUGGUCUCGCUCAAGAUGGAGGACUGUGACGUGGAGCUGCUCGAGUCGAGCACGUUCGACGAUGCGCACGAGCUGAAGUACCUGCAGCUGCAGAAGAAUCAUCUGACCGCGCUGCAUGACGAUGGGUUUGUGCGGGCGACCAAGCUGCUGCGGCUCAACCUUGGCAGCAAUCGGAUCGUCACGGUCGGGGAGUUUGCCUUCCGCGGGCUGGACAAUCUGGAGACGCUGCGGCUGUCCCGGAACAAGAUUGCACAGUUCGCGAGCAAAACGUUCGCCGGGUUGUACCAGCUGACGGAGCUGAACCUCGACCACAACCAUGCGGAGGAGCUGCCCGAUCGGCUGUUCGAGGAGCUGGGGCAGCUGCGGGAGCUGCAUCUGGAUCACAACUAUCUGUCGGUGUUGUCGCGUAACACCUUUCUCGGACUGACGGGGUUGCGCAAGUUGAUACUGAAGGAGAACGAGCUGGUGUCGAUUGAUCCGCAAGCGUUCGCACCGCUGACUGCGCUGACUGAGCUCGAUUUGGAGGGUAACAAUCUGAAGUUGAUGUCGUCGAACACGUUUCUGCCGCUGGGACAUCUGAGAGAGUUGGUGCUGGCUGACAACUACAUCGAACGGUUGGACGAUGGCAUGUUUGCGGGCAACGUAAAUCUGGAGAUACUGAAGCUGAACAACAACUCGAUCGAGGAGCUGCAGCCGGCCGUGCUGGCUAGCUUGAAAAACUUGGAAGAUCUGUCCCUGCAGCAUAACGAAAUUCGAGUGCUGGAGAAAUCACUGCUGAAACACGCGACCAGCCUGAGGGUACUGCGGCUGGAGGGAAACGUUCUGCACAAGAUUAGCCCCGGUACGUUCGAUACGUUGCGACGCCUGGAGACGCUCGACCUGGAGGACAACAGUUUGUCGUCGAUCGAGGGAGGCAUCUUUAGCGGUUUGUCGUCGUUGGAAAAAUUGUUCAUCAACGAGAAUCAGCUCGAGGAGCUGAAAGCCGGCUCGCUGAAGGGGUUGGAGCGGCUGCGAAAGCUGGAGCUGGAGCAAAACAUCAUCCGCCGGGUGGAUGAACGGUUCCUGGACGAUACGACGCAGCUGCGUACGCUUUCGCUGGCCGAGAAUCUGAUCGACGAGAUACCGGCCAAGCUGUUUGCGAAUCAGAAAAGCCUGAAGGAGAUUUCUCUUGAGAACAACAACAUUCAGCAGCUGCCGGAAGGAGUGUUUGCGGCGAUCGCGACCUGCCUGGAGGAGCUGUACCUAGCUGAUAAUGAUCUGUCCGAACUGUCGCCGGGCGUGCUGGACCUGCCCCGGCUCGAGCUGCUCGACAUCUCCGACAACAAGUUCCGCGACCUGCCGGACGAUAUGUUCAGCAAGGCGAAGCAACUGCACGAACUGUACGCGGACGGUAACAUGAUCGAUGGCAUACCGGACGCGUUGCGUUCGUUGUUGCGCUUGUCGACGCUUUCGCUCACACGUAAUCGACUGCACGAGAUCGACCCGCAGAGCUGGAGCAUGAUGCAGCGCCUGAAGGAGCUGUACCUGUCCGAGAACUUCAUCCAGGAGCUGACGCCGCAAAGUUUCGAGCGAUUGGAAUCGCUCAAAGAGCUGCAUCUCGACCGGAACCAUCUGCAUAGUAUCCCGCAAAAUACGUUCGCGCGUAAUGGUAAUCUGGAGAAGUUGAACCUUUCGAGCAAUCAUCUAGUGGGCCCACUGGCAAACAGCUUCGCGGGACUGUGGAAGCUGAAGGAGCUACAACUUUCGGACAAUCCACUGGUCGACAUGGAGGCGAACAGUUUCCGCGAUCUGCGCAAGGUGGAAAAGCUGUCGCUCGAGAACGUUAGCCUGGCGGACGUCAGUGGCAGCGCGUUUUACGGCAUGUCAUCGCUCGAGAAGCUCGACCUGGACGAGAACCGCGUGCACCGGCUCGAAGGAUCCUCCCUGCGGGGGCUCGAGAUGCUCGAAACAUUGUCCAUCAACCACAACCCGGUCUCGCGCAUCGAUGCAAACACGUUCAAACACUUGGGCAAUCUGAAAACUAUCUCGCUCGGUCCGGGCUCGAUCGACUUCACCGAGGAUCUGCUGUCCAACAAUCAGCGGCUGAAGGAGCUGUAUUUGUUCAACUGUGUGGCAAGUCCGCUGCCGCCACGAUUCUUCCACUUCAACAAGAAGCUGCAAACGCUGGCGAUCGUCAACAACGCCAAGCUGGGCGGGUUGAACAAGCAGUGGUUUAAGGAUCUUUCCAACCUGCAAACGCUGGUGCUUACGCGCAACGGGUUAACGCAGUUCGAGAAGGGCAUAUUCGAUACGCUCGAUGGACUGGACGCACUAUACUUGUCGGGUAAUCCGGUCGGCGAGCUAGAUCGGGACGUGUUUUCCCACGUCGUUGGGCUGGAGGUGCUGGAUCUUUCCAGCAUGAAGUUGCGCACGCUACCGAUGGGCAUAUUCGACAAUUUGUACGACCUGGAGCUGCUGGAUUUGGGUGAAAACGAGCUUGCAAACGGGCUGACGAAUGGUGUGUUUAGAAAUCUGUACUCGCUCAAGACACUGUCCCUCGAUAACAAUCAUCUAAAAACGCUCGACACGGUGCUGUUCGACGAUCUGAAGAACCUGCGCACGAUCGACCUCAGCGGCAACGAGCUGAGCAGUCUCGAUCCGCAGCUCUUCCACGAUUCACUCGAUCUCGAGCUGCUUGAUCUUUCCUCCAAUAAGUUCACCACCUUCGACUUACAACAGACGACCUUCUUCAAAACGCUGAUCGAGCUCGAUCUGGACGACAAUCAGCUCGUUUCGAUCCGCAUCACGGAAGACCUGGAGGAGCUGUACGUGGAGAACAAUCAGCUUACGGCGAUCGAGGUCGACAACUCACCGUCGUACAAUCUGCGCAGCCUGUCGAUCGCAAACAACAAAUUCACCGAGCUGGAUUCGCUGUACCGGUUCAACAAUCUGGAGGAGCUGGACGCGUCCGAGAACGACGAGCUGCGCGUGCUAGAGUUGGGGCGGAUAUCGAAAGCCAUGUCGGUGCUGGAAGUGCUGAACGUGUCGCACUGCAACAUUGAGCAGUUGAAUUUGGCAGAGAUAGAGAUGCACGCGUUCCUGGAGCGGUUGGAUGUGUCAGGCAAUCGGUUGGCUAGUUUGGAGAUGGAUGCGUACCGGUACUUCCCGGCGGUGGAAAGCUUCCUAUUCGGUGGCAACGCGUUCCAGCAGUUCUCGAUCGAGGAGGUGCUCGGUAGCUUUAAGGAUUUGGAAAUGAUCGGCCUGGAGGGGACGGAAUGGGAGCCCACCUUUCUGGACGAGCUGGAGCGCUACAUCGAGGAUAGAGAUGUACGGUUUUGGCAGCAGGGACAGGUGGAGACACCGACCUGUACGAUCGGGCGCGUCAGUCGGCUGUUCUGUUGAGCGAUGCGAGCGUGCUGAAUGUGUGUUGUGAUUGUGUUGAACAGAUUGAAUAAAUUACGAAAGCCGAACGAAACGAGAA